This is a messenger RNA of Paramisgurnus dabryanus, 2502 nucleotides long. RefSeq names its product chemokine (C-X-C motif) receptor 3, tandem duplicate 2 (gene cxcr3.2). Gene Ontology annotation, biological process: positive regulation of cytosolic calcium ion concentration; G protein-coupled receptor signaling pathway; immune response. Gene Ontology annotation, molecular function: C-C chemokine binding; C-C chemokine receptor activity. The record is from RefSeq and is a predicted model, not a curated record. Gene Ontology annotation, cellular component: membrane; external side of plasma membrane. NCBI's taxonomy places the organism in Eukaryota, Metazoa, Chordata, Actinopteri, Cypriniformes, Cobitidae.
GAGAGAGAGAGAGAGCGAGAGAGAGGUAGGGAGAGAGAGAGGGGGGGGCAGGAAACUUAAAAAAUGUUUUCAGAAAUUACCAGACCAUCAUCUUAUCAAGGCCAUUCGGACCCCACACAGACAGCAAAGAGAGAAAAGGAGAGAGAGCAGUUUAACUGAAAGACAGCAGACAUACUGUAAACAAGCUUGUGUGAUUGACGAGUGCAUCUGUAUGUCUCACGGCUGUACACCAUGGAUAAUGACACAACAACCAUCUCUCUCUUUGAGGAGUACACAGAUUAUGGGGAUUAUGAUGAAAACACUUCUAGCUUUCAAGAUGACGCCAGCACUGCCCCCUGCAGCUUAAAAGAAACGUGGCUCUUUGUCGGCCGCUUCACCCCUGUGUCUUACCUGCUGGUGUUCAUUUUGGCACUAGUGGGUAAUGUUCUUGUGCUUUGUGUGAUUCGCCGCUAUAGGCAAUCUCGGCACAGCCCCUGCUCCUUCUCAUUGACAGACACCUUCCUGCUUCAUUUGGCCAUCUCUGAUCUCCUUUUGGCUUUAACGCUGCCAUUUUUUGCCGUGGAGUGGAUCAAUGGGUGGAUAUUCGGCUGGUUUGUGUGUAAGCUUGCCGGGGCACUGUUUUCACUCAAUCUCUACUGUGGUGUGCUGUUCCUGGCCUGCAUCAGCUUUGACCGCUACCUGGCUAUAGUGCACGCCAUUAAUAUCAGCUGGAGACGCAAGACCUGCCACGCUCAGCUUGCCUGUGCCGUCAUCUGGGUCACUUGCCUGGGACUGGCCAUUGUUGACGUGCGCUACCGUGAUGUGGAGAAGCUACAGUUCAGUAAUAUGUUUGUGUGCCAAAUGGUGUUUUCUCAUGAGACUACCCAGCAAUGGCAGAUUGGCUUGCAGUUUAUAAGCCUGUUUCUUGGAUUUGUACUUCCCCUAUUGGUAAUGCUCUACUGCUACCUUCGCAUUUUCAAAGCAUUGUGCAACACCACACCACGUAGGCAGAAACGCCGCCCGCUGAGGCUUAUCAUUUCUUUGGUGGUUGUGUUCGUGGUCAGUUGGGCACCUUAUAACAUCCUGAGAACGACAGAUAGCCUGCGGUCGCUGGGUUUCUUUGACAACACCUGUCACAUAAACAAUGUGCUGGAUGUUGGCAUUGUGGUGACUGAAAGUCUGGGGUUAGCACACUGUGCUUUAAAUCCGCUACUCUAUGGCCUUGUGGGGAUGAAGUUUCGUCGUGAGCUUGCCCUGAUGUGCAAAACUGUAUUAGGACCCAAGGUGUGCAGUGGUUCAGCAAAAUGGUCCCAUGGUUGGGGAUCAACACGCAGGGCUCCUGGAUCAUUCAGCUCAGUGGACAGUGAGAAUACCUCAUAUUUCUCUGCCGUGGCCUGAAAAACUCCAGAAGACAGAGAAGUGAAAGGAGAAAUAAAAAUGAAAGGAUAAAUAAAGAUUGAGGAAAAUAGAAAGGAACUGGAAAGUAACAAGAAGUUAGUAUAGACUUGACGAAUGACAUCUAUAGCCUACAUGUUUUCAUGUUUACUCUUUUAUAAGCAUGACAUUGUCUAAUACAGCAAAUGUACUUUUUGAGAAGGUGAAAAAGACAUUUUUUGUGGGUGCGUGCGUGCGUGCGUGAGUGUGUAUGUGGUUUCAUUUUGUUUACACAUUUUCAAAAAUGCUCUAUCAAAGAAAUGCAUUUCUUGAAACUCUCACAGAUUUUGUAUAUAUGUCAGCAAUUCUGAUUUGUGACAGUUGGUUAUUGUUACCAACAGGAACUGAAACCAUUGUCCAUUUUUCACAGUUUUUCUUCAUUUUAUCUUUUUAUUAAAUAAACAAAAUGUUCAUUAUUUGUUUUGCUCUCUUGCAGUGUAUAACAUCAUUUUGAAUAAUUUUUCUUAACCAUCUCAAUGAUUUUUGAUUGACAUAUUGUCACUCACAAAUACUAGUAGUCAUGGACAUUAAUGGAUUUUUUUAUUAUUAUUAUCAUUACCUUAUUGUCAUUUUUGCUAUUUCUAUAUUUUUCUAAGAAUUUCCUGUACAUUUUUGUUAAAUUGUAAUAAAGAUCUCAAAGCAAUGUGAAAUCUUUUUUUUCGAUUUUACUGUAAUGCCAGCUUUUUUGUUGCUAUAAUUAUUUCAAGAACCAGAAUUUAAUAACAUCUACAAAAUUGCAAUGUCCACAAUAUCUUUCAUAUUCACUUUCACACUAACACAAUUUAGUAUCGUCAGUUCACAUAAAAGCCUUCAAGGCCCAGCCAUGAGUUAACAUGCAGUACUGGGCAAAAGUCUUAGGCCAUCAUGCCAGAUUUGUUGUUUUUUGCAAUGUUAUAGUGAUCAUAUAUAAUUAUUUCUCAGUCUCUUUAAUAGAAUACAUCCAGAAAUACAGGAAAUGUGUAUAUAGUAUUAAAAACUGUAUACAAAUGUAAACUGAUGUGUCAAGUUUUUAGGGUAAACUCCCUUUCCACUUGAGCAAUAGUAGGAAACUGCAGGAUCUCUUAAACCUAAAUAAAAUUAAAAUCCUAA